Molecule: messenger RNA, 5212 nt
Organism: Microplitis mediator
Lineage: Eukaryota; Metazoa; Arthropoda; Insecta; Hymenoptera; Braconidae
Product: tetratricopeptide repeat protein 14 homolog
Exons: 13
Coding region: 684-4532 (1282 amino acids)
Molecular function (GO): protein binding
Source: RefSeq, a predicted model, not a curated record
GAUAGUUGAUGGUGUCGUGAGUCGUGUGGCCGUUGCUUAACUACUCAACUACUACGUCUUUCCGUUGCCACAUUAACAGUUGGCCAUGGUGGCCAUUAUCAACUGAUAAUAAAUAUAUAAAUAAUAUUUUCUCGAUAAAUAUAUACGGCAAUAUAUUUGCUGGCAUCAUCACAUCAGUUCUAGAUAAGUUUUGUUGAAGACUGAGUUUAUUACGAGAUUGAGUUUAGUUGGGAGAAUUGAAGUCAGGAGAAAAAACAGACUAGUAUCGAAAACUGCAGCAGCAGCAUCGCCGUCUUUUAUUCCCAGUCGACAGUCGACCAUUUUGUGGGACGGUUUGAUCGAUAACGCGUCGACGUUUUUUUUAGUUAACAAAUAUAUAAAUUUAUAAUUAAUAUCGCAAUAAGUGUUGCCGUUAUGAUAUAUAUAUCUGUUGAUUUACUGGAUAUUUAUUUGUAAUUAUCUGGUUGAUGUCAAGGAACCUUUGAUACUUUUUAGUUCGAUAAUAUAUGAAAUGUAGAUAUAUGUAGAUGUAGACAUAUCUACUGAGAGCUGAUACUUGAUUGAGCUUAACCGGUACCGGUUCUGUUGUAUUUGUUUUGAGGCCCGAGGAUUUAUAAAAAGGAAAAAUACGAUAUUUGGAUUUGUGCAGCAUUACAGAUUAGGUUGUUGCUGGAGACUUGCCCAUGGAUUCGAUGGAUCCACGUCUGGUGGGCCAGGCCCUCAAUUACCACGGUCAGCAAUUGCAAAAAGUUUGGGAAGGCGAACGCAAUGAAAAUGAACUUGCGAUGCUCAAUCUUAAAGACCCGAGCUUUGAAAUUUAUCAGCAAAGACAAAAAACUCUCAGCUUUGGGGACAGAGGAAAGAGACUUAAACUUCAACAAUUUAUUGCUAAAAAAGCUGAUACUCUUUAUGACAAAUCAAAUUUAGAAAGAAGUGUUGAACCGGUAAAGCAAGAACUCGGUGAUGAAGAAUUUUAUGCAACGAUGCCGGGACUUGAUUCGUUUGUCACCAUGGAAAAAUCCCAACGCAUCAAGAAUUUUCUAGAAAGUUUAGUAACAGGGGACGUUAUUUUUGCACAAGUUAUGGGCAAGAGUGCCACCGGAUUGUUAUUAAAAGUUCUAUGUAAUUGCAGCGAUUGCCCAAGAGUUGUUACUGAUUUAGGCAUAAAGGCGCUGAUAUUAAAUACGGCAACAGUACCGGCCGUUGACAAGAAAGGUGUAACAAGGGGUUACAUGGCCAAUGACCUGGUCUGCGUGGUUGUGAGCGAGGUUAACGUUGAUGCUGAGCGUAUCGUUGCUGUUAUGAAUGUUGCCCCUCGCGAAGGUCAAGCUCCGCACCCACCAAUGGGUCUUAUACAUUCAGAAGAUUUACCCGAGGCAUACAAGAAAGCGAUGGACAACAAAGGACAGAGUUAUGAAACAAUCUUGGAGAAAAGUACUGGCUUCAACAAUCCCAACAACAUUAAAUAUCUUUGCGACUUGAUGGGUCUUGGACGGGAACACUAUUCUUUAAUGGUGGGCUUGAGAGAACGAUUUCCGCCAAAUGAGUAUGCCAAUGAGUUGAGACAGACCCAAGCUAGCAAGUGGGCAUUCAAGAGCGUGGCCGAGGGAAUUGAUCACUUUAAAGCUGGACGACAUACUGAAGCCUUUCAGUGUCUCAACAAAGCACUUACUGUCGAUCCCAAGAACGUCGAGGGUCUUGUUGCGCGAGGUGCCUUGUAUGCUAACAGCGGAAGCUUCAAAAAAGCUAUUGAAGAUUUCGAGACAGCUCUCAAGCUCAAUCACACCCACGCUAAUGCCCGCAAAUAUAUGGCGGAGACUCUGGUCGCGCUGGGACGAAGUUAUGAGGAUGAGAAGAAGUACGAGGACGCGCAGAAGGCCUAUGAAAAUUGUCUGGCCAUCGCUCCGAUGCACGAAGAGGCGAGAAAUUCUAUUGAGUAUAUAAAAACUAAAACUGCUGGCACGACUGGGUCAACGUUUAAUACUUUGGAGCCGUUCAAAACUUUUGAGGGCGAAGCUGAACAGCCGGAUGGUAAAAAGGACAAAAAGAAACGUAAGAAAGAGCGAAAGUCGCGGUCUAAGAAACGGGCGAGAUGGAGCUCGAGUUCAAGUUCUUCAUCCAGUGGGUCCUCGAGCUCCUCGAGCUCGGACUCUAGCAGCUCCUCGUCUUCCGGUAGCUCUGGUAGAUCAGCAUCGCGGUCGCCAGGCAGGAAAAGGAAACACAAGAAAGAUCAUCGCGGGUCACUGUCGCCGCUGAGCAAACGCAUGGCUCAGUACAAUAAUCCGCCGGCUGCUUCAACUGGCAGCGGCUCUCAUGAUCCUCUGAGUGCGCAGAAUUACACGGGAAAUUCCCGCGAUAAAAUGGACGAUUACGAAGUUAAAGUACGUAAAUUUCUUGAACAGACUAAAGAUGACAGUGACUAUGAAGAUAAAGUAAGAAAGUUUUUGGAAGAAACAGCUCGUUGGAAGCGUGAAAAAGAAAAGGAAAAGAAACAUUCCGAGACAGAUAAAUUGAAGAAGAAAAAAAAGAAAGAAAAGAAGGGAAAGGAUAAAGACAAGGAGGACAAAAAAACACGCAAGAAGAAAAAGAAGGAGGAGAGAAAGAAACGUAGGAAUAAGGAUAAGCUUGAGCGUGAUUUAGAAGCGUUGAAAAAAUCGUCGUUGCCCGAUUUGGAACAACUUGAGUCGAAACUGAGCGCUUAUUACGCAAAAGUCGAAAAAGAAACAGCCGUUUUGAAAAAGUAUUACGCACAGUAUAAUGAAAUGCCUCAUUCCCCUCUUAGUAAUGCGGAUAAACUUGCCGAGAGCUCACGCCGAGAGGAAGAACUCCGUAGAGAAAAAGACCGGGACCGUGAAGAUGGUGCCAAAGCAUACCACGAACGUGAUCCGAGGGUUCCGAUGACUUCUCAGCAGCGCAAAGGCACAUACAACGAUUACCUUGCAGAGGUUCAACGGAAGCCUCUACCAGAUCUGUUUGAUCAAGACUCACAGAUGAUGCACUCAGAACCGAAGCUUCCGACUUUAGAUACCGCAGCACUCAAUGCUAAAUGGAAAGCGGCCCAGGCUGCGCGUCAGAAAGAGUCAUCGCAUUCGGUUGGUAAGUGGCAAGAUCUCCAUCCCAUGGACAAAAAGAACUCGGCGCACAUCGAGAGUGAUGAUAACCGGGAUUUGGAUGAAAAACUCCAGCGUUCUGCUGUCGACAAGUCAUUCAAUGUACGGAAACAGAUGCAACGCGAGUUGCAGGACAAACGUUCAAGCCAGUCUAUUAUUUCUCCGCCGAUGUCUGGGUCAAAAGAUCCUAUACAGAAACAAGCCCCUGUCAAAUAUCCCACACCUCAGCCUCAAAAUAAAUUCCAGUCCUACAAGGAUAAUUCGAUGGUAUCCCAGCAGUCAUCUAACAGUAAGUUCAGUUCAAAUUUGGGCGGCAAAUUUCAACCUAUUGGUCAGAGCCAUCCGCCAGAACCGCCGCAUCCGCCCUCGACGAAGCUUCAAAAAGGCCCGCGGACAGAUUCAGACAGCGAGGAUGACCAUCACAACAGACAGCCAAAAAGGCGCGCGGGUUCACGUGGACCGAUGGCUAAACGAUUGAGCCGCGAACGUCCGAUGAGACGAUCGCACAGUCGCUCAAGAUCACGAAGCAGCUCCAGCGGUUCGCGCUCCAGAUCACCACGUCGCUCACGCUCGAGGUCAUACUCUAACCGUCGCUCUGGAAGCUACGAGAGGAAGUACAGUCGCUCCCCAUCAGGAACAUACAGCAGAUCGCGAUCGAGGUCAAGAUCAAGGUCUUACUCGCGAAGCCGCAGUCGCAGCAGGUCCAAUGACCGUGGGUACUACAGAAAACGUCAGUUCCGACCCUACAAUAACAACCGGGGCACUUAUUACAAACCCCGUUUCCAAAACUUCAAUAAUCAAAAUCACCGCGGAGGACCGGGUAAUUUCCAAAAUCGAAACCGAUUUUACAACAACAAUCAGCACAACAGAUUCAACAACAGGAAUCGCGGUUACAAUAAUCGUCUGAAUAACCGCGGACGUGGGAACGGCAACAACAACAAUCGCGGCAGAUUCUUCCACAACAAACCUGGAUACCGCGACUUCAGAGACAGACGGGACUUCCGCGAUCGUAGAGGAAGUUCACGAGACAGAUACAGCGACCGCAGCUACUCGCCCGACCCCAUGAGAAAAGUUGACGAAGCCAAGGAAAAAAUAAACAAAAUGCUGGAGAAUCACGAGGAUAACCACGAAGAUCAGGGCAAUGCGCCUCCGCCACCUCCACCCCCAUCCAGCAAGAGACACGACGGGCCUUUGAGUGAAGGAGAAGAACGGGACGAUGAUGAUUACGAGCGUUGGGACACUGCUGGUGCUGGCGACAACGCCAAUAAGAAGGUGAAGGUGAAAAAGGAGGAGAAGCUAGAGUAUCAGGAGAUACGGAAAGAGGAUUCGCCACUCGAGGGAAAGGAUCACUUUAUUGAGCGUAUGAAGCAGCGCAGUAAGAAUGUUUUGAUCAAACGCGAAGCCGCUGCUCGAGUUUGGUAGAAAUUUUAUUGUUUUAAAUUCAGUCAAGUGCAAGUACAAGCUCACCGACCCUACAACUACGCCUACUUUUAAUUCUUCUUACUCUCUUCAUUACCUUUCGAUCAACUGCUGCUAUUGUCACCGGUAGUUUUAAUUAAUAUAUUGCAGUCGGAGUUAUUCAAAUCAUUAUACAUUUUAUAUAUACAUACACAUGUAUAUAUAUUAUUAUUCAAUAAUUAAUUAAGUAUAUAUAUACCCAUAUAUACCAUUCUUUUCUUGUUUUUUAUUAGAUUUUCUUAGUGGGAAAAUAGUUUGAUAACUUUUGAUGAUCAUGAUGGUUCUGUAUCUUAAUCAAAUUUUUUUCUUUUUUUUUAAUUACGAUCAUCACAUUCUUAAAAAAAAUUCAUAUUUAAAUUUUUCAUGCCAUUAUAUUUGUAACGUUUGGCCUAAUUUAUUAAUCGUUAUAAUUUCCUUUUAUUUAAAGCGAUAAAAUAGACGUUUCCGUAACAAUCGUGACGUACUCAAAAAAACCGACGUCUCUGUAAAAUGUUCUUUAAAUUAGUAACUGUGUAAUUUCUUCAUUUCCAAUGGUAAAUAACACUUAUAUAAAUAUAUAUAUAUAUAUUAAUAAAAAAAAAAUAAAGAAAAAAAAACACACAUGUAAAUCUUGAAAUGGAAAAUAUACAAAUUCCUCAAUGAAA